Molecule: messenger RNA, 368 nt
Organism: Dromaius novaehollandiae (emu)
Lineage: Eukaryota; Metazoa; Chordata; Aves; Casuariiformes; Dromaiidae
Product: PIN2/TERF1-interacting telomerase inhibitor 1-like
Exons: 4
Coding region: 78-341 (87 amino acids)
Cellular component (GO): nucleolus
Molecular function (GO): nucleic acid binding; telomerase inhibitor activity
Source: RefSeq, a predicted model, not a curated record
CCGAAAGCGCGGAAGGCCCCCGACGGCGUCCCAGGAGCCGGGCUGGCGCCUCAGCGGCCGGGAGGGAGGCCCCCAGGAUGGCGAUGCUGGCGGAGCCCCGUAGAAGGCAGAAGUGGUCUGUGGAUGCACGAAACAGUGCUUGGAGUAAAGAUGAAUCUAAAUUUGGCCAGAAGAUGCUGGAAAAGAUGGGCUGGUCCAAAGGAAAGGGUCUUGGGGCUCAGGAACAAGGGAAUACAGAACAUAUCAAGGUUCACGUGAAAAACAACAUGCUGGGGUUAGGAGCAACCAUCAAUCACGAGGACAGCUGGAUUGCUCAUCAGGAUGACUUCAACCAGAACUGAAUGAUUGCCAUGGACAGGGUGAAACAG